This is a messenger RNA of Thamnophis sirtalis, 1768 nucleotides long. Lineage: Eukaryota; Metazoa; Chordata; Lepidosauria; Squamata; Natricidae. The record is from RefSeq and is a predicted model, not a curated record.
GCGCCCCCCCCCCGCCCCCUAUAUUUUUCUUUUUUUAAAUAAUCUUUUUCUGCCCCAGGAAAGUCGACUUCCCCGCCGGGUGCUUUUUGGUUUGGCUCCUGACAGCUGCAGGCUUAUUUGUUUUGCUGGCCUCCGCUGGGUUCCUGCUUGAGUAAACUUUUCCUUUCCUCUCUCUCUCUCUUUCCCUCUUUGCUGGUGGGAGGGAGGGAGGGAGAGAAGCUGCUGCCGCCGCCGGACGGAUUUUUCUUUUUAAUAGUCUUGUUAUUUAAGCCUGAUGCGUUUCCGGCUUAGGUGUGCCCUGCCUGAUCCCUUUUUACAGGGAAAGGAUAACGAAAGCGAAUUGUUUUCUCUGUUUUGCAGGCUAGAGAAGGCAUUGCUGGGACCCAUUUAAUUAUCCUCCACUCCCCCCCACUCCCAUAAAUCCAACCCUCUCCAUGCUGUUUCCUUGAUGACCUGUGUCUUCUAGCAGCUUUCUUCUAAUCUCAAACAAGGAUUUUACACAGAGAAAGAGAGAGAGGAGGGCUUGCAUAUUCUAUCUCUCCUCCCCUGUCCCCCAUUUCUUUUAAUCUUCACCCAUGCUUCAUGUAGCAGCUUCCUUUGGGCCAACAAGAGCUCGGUCUCUUUACACCACUGCUCAUAGGGAGAAGGCCUGGAAAACGUGAGAGCUUUCCCCCUCUCCCUUUUCCUGAAGGAGUGGGCGGCGAAAGAUAGGAAGGGAAAAGGUGAGUUCUGUUCCUUAAGUAAUGACGCCGAAGGACUCAUGAGAAGGGAAGAAGGCGCUCCCCCUUUGACAGACACCCACCUCACCUGCCUGGCUAUGGAGUGUGUGCAGGUUUCACCUGUGCAGCCACAAGGCAAAGCUGCUGAGGGGGGGGACCGUGUGCUGCUGCUCCUGCCCUCUCCUGCUGUGCGGAAGGAAGAGGAGACCCUUUUGGGAGGCUCUGACCCCUGGCCUGCUUCCCAACUGACCAAGAGCCAAGAUGGCGUGAAGACGUUUCAAGACACUAAGGAGUUUUGUUCCAAAAGUACAGAGACCCUUCCCUCCCUCCAGGACCACCCUUAUGUCAGAGAUACUGUAGAACGUUGUACCUCGUGUUCUUUAAAGGAGGACCCAAAAGAGACCGAGAGUUGUGAUGGGGCAGAGGAGGACUUGAAAUUGUUGGGCGCUUUGAACCAUCGGCAGGAACGGUCAUCGGUCAACGAAGUGGCCGACGGUGGAGACAGCAACACCCCUUUAGUCGCAGAACCUCUUGGGACGACCGUUCCAGAAUGCCUCGGGGACAAGGAACGGUCUGCUGCUGAGCAAAAUAACCAUUUGCCUGAUAAGGCGGAGUCCUCUCCUCAGAACUGCGGUUUGAGCUUGGAAACAGCCAGCGGGGACACACCAGCAGAUGACCUGUUAAGCCAGGGCUCCCCGUCUGUGGAUGAGGGGAAGCUUAAGCCUGGGGCAAAGCACGUGACUUUCCCUUCUGAUGAAGACAUCGUGUCUGGCGCUGUGGAGCCGAAGGAUCCUUGGCGGCAUGCCCAGAAUGUGACUGUGGAAGAAGUUCUCACCGCCUACAAGCAAGCCUGUCAAAAGUUAAAUUGCAAACAGAUCCCCAAACUACUGAAGCAGAUCCAGGAAUUCAAAGAUCUAACCCCUAGGAUAGAUUGCCUGGAUCUGAAAGGUGAAAAAUUAGACUACAAGGCUUGUGAAGCCCUGGAAGAGAUUUUUAAGCGCCUCCAAUUUAAAAUUGUGGAUUUGGAGCAAACCAGCCUGGAUGAAGAU